AUGUCUCCCACGCUGCCUGAGCUGCGUAGCGGCGCGCCUCGGCCCUCAGAGAGUCGCGCUGCCAAGACCGUUCCGCGGUCGUUCAUGGCAGAAGACACUGGCGAUCAGCCUGCCUCUCCUUCGUGUUCGUUCUCUCCUUCGUGUUCGUUCUCUCCUCGUUCGUUCUGUCCUUCUUCAUCUCUUGCUGCGAUUCCCCGGAGGCAGGCCCGCACGACGACGCCUGCAGGACUCGGCGGCAAGACAGACAGCAGAGGGGAGGGAGGCGAAAGUGACCGGGGCGCGGUCGCCCUGACACAGACGGCGACGGACAGAGGAGAAAAGGAGACAGGCCGGCCUCUGAAAAAAGGUUCGGCUGCGCAUCCGGCACAGGAACUGAAACGGCGAGGCGAGAAAGACACCUGGGGGUAUCCAGCAGCCGAAAGCGACGGGGCAAGGGAGGCUGGGAGUACAUCCGUGUCGCGUAGUAAAGAAGGAAAGAAGGACGACAAGGCCUCGCAAGACCUGAAGAAGAAAGAGAGAAACAUGAAGGGCACGUCACCAGGAAAGGCUCCGUCUCCAGGCGCCAAGCGCGUGCCUCCGCAACCCACUGAUGAGGAACGCCCACAGGUGGUUCCUGAGAGCAGAACUCGGGGAGGAGCCAGAGAAAGGGAGAGAGAGGAGAGGAAGACGCCGUCGAAGAGGGUCACUGAAAUACCGGAACUGGCAUCCUUUCUCGGCGACGUGUGGUCUCCUCAGUCGCCGUGGAGCCCCGGCAGCAGCACGCGUUGCAGCACAGUCGGCCGUGAGACGUCUGCUUCUUCACAUGGUCUCUCUCCUGCUUACUGUCCUGGUUGGGUCUCCGAGGCACGUGGUCCCCUCCCUCAGUCCGCUCCGCAGGCGAGAAGGGAGGGCGGAGCGCCGCGUACUGACCGGCUGCUUCGCAUUCUUCAGCGACGCAGUGCUCACCAGCACGCUGAGAAGAGACAGCAGAAGUCGUCUUCCCCUCCGCCCGGGAAACGAAGCAUCGGGGCGCCGAGUUCGUCUCUCCCCAGAACUGAGGCAGCCUCCGUUUCUGGCUUAAAUCGUCCUCUGCCGCUGUCUUCUUGCCCGAGCGCUUUUCGCCUCGCUGUCUCUCCUGGAGGGAUCCAGGUAGACCCUAUCAAAAAGGGGGGCGAGGCAAAUGUCUCAUUCCAAGAAGAUGCCUUUGAGGCGACAGCGGCGAGAGGGCGAGGACCGCCGGACGGCCAGUGCAUUCCGCCUCAUAAUCUCGAGUGGGUGGGAGAGCGUGGCGUGGCGCCUGUCAGCAACGGAAUUUUCCCUCCUUUUGGCGGCCUCGGCCAGCUACAGGGAGGCGGAAUCGCCGGGUCCAGACUCGGUCAGUUCGGAGCCAAGCAUCUGCUUCUCACCAAGCUCAUCGACAAUCUCGAAAUCGCCAAGAGACAACUAAGGCCACGGUUGUGGGGCGAGAAUACCAUCUUCUCUACGAGUUUGAACGGGCAAGGCAACAGUGGCACGCCGAGACGACUGUUCAAAGACAGGACAGACAAGGGGAAACGGCCGAUCAAGCUUCGACCUCCGGAGAGUGCCCCCGUGGCGUUGCAGCGGACGCUCCAGUUGAGCGUCCUGCCUCGCCACGAGGAGAAGGAUCCAGCUCGGCAGCUGCGCGUUCACUCGAAUCUCCACAGAGAAUGGAGCAGAAGCGCAAUUCUCGGGUUGCGUCUGCCUGCAAUUCAGUCUCUUCCAGACGCCCUUCAAGCGACGAAGAAAACGGAGAAAAAGAACAUUCAACGUCUGGGGCGUCUGAGAAAAAGAAGUCUGUAA
Molecule: messenger RNA, 1800 nt
Organism: Neospora caninum
Lineage: Eukaryota; Apicomplexa; Conoidasida; Eucoccidiorida; Sarcocystidae
Exons: 4
Coding region: 1-1800 (599 amino acids)
Source: RefSeq, a predicted model, not a curated record